UUUGCAAUACUCCGGCCACCCCGUGCAUGUGUCACUCACGUUGUUGCCCAUUCCCAUUAGGUUGGGACUGGGACAAAUUUUGUCCCCUCGAAUCGGGAUCUAAUUUUUUCUCGUUUUAAGUAAUCGGCUUCCAAAAAAACGAUGGCCGAGGGUAACGGGGACGCAGCGACGGUGGAGCCCAUGGACGAGUCGAGCGCGACGGAACACAGUGCCGACUACGCCAAGCUUGUGGGCCACGGGCUUCAGGAGAAAGUGGCUGCUCAGCUGGAUGCCAUCUUCCAGACGGGCAAGCUGGCCUACGCCGACUUGGACGAGCGCGCGCUGGACGCGCUCAAAGAAUUCCCCGCCGACGGCGCCUUGGCCGUUCUGAAGCAGUUUUUGGACAGCAGUCUGGAGCACGUGUCCAACAAAUCUGCCUACCUUUGCGGCGUGAUGAAGACGUACCGACAAAAAAGCAAGCUGCCCGGGGCGUCGGGCUCGGGCGCCAACAAGGGCCCGGACGAGGAGAAGAUCCGCGCCAUUCUCGACCGUACGGGCUACUCGCUGGACGUGACGACGGGUCAGCGCAAGUACGGCGGUCCACCCCCCGGCUGGACGGGACCGCAGCCGAGCAGCGGCUGCGAGGUGUUUGUCGGCAAAAUCCCCAAGGACAUGUUCGAAGAUGAGCUCAUACCCCUGUUCGAAAAGUGCGGGAAGAUCUGGGAUCUUCGGCUCAUGAUGGAUCCGCUCUCGGGCCUCAACCGAGGCUACGCCUUCAUCACUUUCUGCAACCGCGAGGGCGCCCACAACUCUGUACGCGAGCUGGACAACCACGAAAUCCGGAAGGGCAAAUACAUUGGGGUCACCAUCUCAAUCAACAAUCAUCGGCUUUUCGUGGGCAACAUCCCAAAGAACAGGGGCAAGGAGGAGCUGUUUGAAGAAUUCUCCAAACAUGCACCGGGCCUGACAGAGGUGAUCAUCUACAGUUCACCUGACGACAAGAAAAAGAACAGAGGCUUCUGCUUCCUGGAGUACGAGUCACACAAGGCAGCCUCGCUGGCCAAGCGCCGCCUGAGCACAGGCCGCAUUAAGGUGUGGAGCUGUGACAUCAUAGUGGACUGGGCAGACCCACAGGAGGAGCCUGAUGAGGAGACAAUGGCCAAAGUGAAGGUCCUGUACGUUCGCAACCUGACAGCGGAUGUGACGGAAGAGAAGCUCAAAGAGCUGUUUGAGGCACAUGGCCGGGUGGAGCGGGUCAAAAAGAUCAAGGACUACGCAUUUGUGCACUUCGAAGAGCGGGACCACGCUGUGCAUGCCAUGGAGCAGCUUCAGGGCAAGGACUUGUGCGGGGCCCCCAUGGAGGUCUCGCUGGCCAAGCCCCCGUCAGACAAGAAGAAGAAGGAGGAGGUGCUGCGCAACCGGGAACGUCGCAUGAUGCAGAUGAUGCAGCAACGCAUAGUGGACGUGUCGGACUACCGCAUGAUGGGCUGCAUGCCCCCGCCGCCGCCCCUUCGGGGGCCCCGGGGCGGCGGGGGCGGCCGGGGCCCCCCCGUGGGUCCCAGGAGCUACGAUUACGACUAUGACUACUAUGGGUAUAGCGACUACCGGGGCGGCUAUGCGGAUCCGUACUAUGAGGACUAUUACGGCCGCUAUGAUGACUAUUAUGACUACGGCUACCCAGCUGCGGCACCCCCCCGUGGCCGGCCUGCUCCAGAGCGGGCUCGUGGUGGCCAGCGUGGGGUGACGCGUGGGGGGCGCGGCCGUGGGCGGGCCCCCCGCGCUCGCGCUGGCCGGGGGGCGGGCCCUGUCAGCCGUGGGGGCCGUGGGGGCGCCCCCCCCCGGGGAAGCCUGGCCGGUAAGCGCAAGUUCGACGGGGGCCACCAGAACCAGGGCGACUCGAAGCGCCGCUUCCACAACAGCAACCAGCAGCAGCAGGACGACGGGCAGCAGUGGUACCAGGACUCCUUCAAAGAGACCUGGGGCUGACCGCCACCGCCGCCGCUCGUGUGUGUGUCUUCCCGCCGCCAAGCACUCCUCCUUCUCGCGGGGGGGCCGGACUGUGAUGGACAGGCGACGUGUAACCUGACAAUGUGUGGAAAAUAAAAGUGGCCGUUUUAAAAACUC
Messenger RNA from Dermacentor andersoni, 2103 nucleotides. It is a transcript of the gene Syp, whose product is annotated as synaptotagmin binding cytoplasmic RNA interacting protein. The record is from RefSeq and is a predicted model, not a curated record. NCBI's taxonomy places the organism in Eukaryota, Metazoa, Arthropoda, Arachnida, Ixodida, Ixodidae. Gene Ontology annotation, molecular function: RNA binding.